Molecule: messenger RNA, 1038 nt
Organism: Brassicogethes aeneus
Lineage: Eukaryota; Metazoa; Arthropoda; Insecta; Coleoptera; Nitidulidae
Source: the annotation of a GenBank genome assembly
AUGUGGGGUGCGUCAGAAAACGUCGAAUCCCAACCUGUGCUGAAGAAAAUGACUAAAGAUAUUUUUAGUACUUUGUUGAGUGAUUAUUUGGAUAAUCAGAAUAAGAUUGUUAUAUUUACUGAAAAAAAAUUAAAUCCAGAAGAUUUAUCUAAAAAAGAUUACAAAGGACAAUCAAAUUUCCCCGAGCUUUUAAAGCAAAAUGGAAAGUAUUUUCAUUCGGUUGAAAAUCCUAUUGAUGUAAUAAAGAAAUUCAAGAAAAAUUACGCUCACGUCAACGUUAGUUCUGUUCAGGAUGAAGUGAAUUCGGGUAAAUCGGAUGCAAUAUUUGUGGAUUUCGACGAAAUGGCUGCAAAUUUAAGAGAUAAUGCUUUUGUUAAUCAUGAUCGACUUAUUAAUAAAAUAUAUGGAAAAUUGAAGACUAAAUUACCCAAUUUGAUUGUCAUGUAUACUGGUUAUUCUUCAAGCUUCGCUUCCGGUGAUGAACAAAGUAAACCAACAUCUUUCUUUCAUGACUUGGCCUUAGUAUACGUAGCCGGACCAAUUCAAUUAAACAAAGAUUUUCUUAAUUUAAAUUUUAGCGCAAGUUCGGACAACAACAGCCGAAUUUUUGUUGGUGGUGAAGACGCUAAUAAUAACAUUACCAUGACCUUCGUUAAAUCACAUCCUUACUGGAUACUAGAUUCAUUAGUAUUAACAAGACCGAACACUUCAGAUGUUCCUUUUCUAACCAAUAAAAUAAGAGUUGGCAUAAAAAAUUCAUAUCAUUGCGCAAAAUCAAAAUUUUUUGCAGUUAACGGAAAGUUUAAAUUAAGCUUUGCAGGAUUUCAAGUACAACCACGAUUUCAAAACACUGAAAAAAUGGUCUUUGGAAAACCUGAAACUUGUACAGGAUAUUUUGGUAUUGGUAUAAUAACAGGUUUAAUUAUUAGCUUUUUAUUUAUCAUAAUUAUAUUUAUUGGGGUUUACUUCAUGAUGGAAAUUAAAACUAAUGAUCGAUUUGAUCAGAGCAUGGUGGUUUAUAGUAGAAUAGAAUUUUAA